AUGAAUCUCGAUAUGAGCUCAGUUGAAUCGGUUGAGGCUCAAAUCCAAGGGCUUUCUGGCGGCGAGUUGACUCAGCUCCACAACUACUUGAAACAGAUAGAUGACACGCUACGCUCCGAGCCGACUCAGCUCGCUCCUCUCCUCAGUGAACUCGAUCCCUGCACACAUUCUCUGGGCUAUCUCUUCGUUUUGGAUGCAUUGGCAUCUGCGGCGAUUUCAAAAGAUCAAAUAAAUGAGAUUGUUCUCUCUGUAGCUAAGUUUAUUAAUGUGUGCGCUGUUGAGCAGAUUCGUUUGGCACCUGUAAAAUUUAUAUCUCCUUGUAAGCGGUUAAAGGAUCAAGUCAUGUUGCUGGGGAGACCCAAUGCGUGGUGUUGCUCCACUAUUGACAGAUCGUCCACUGAACAAUUAUUUACUUUGCAUCCUGAUUUUCUUCACACAUUCUCGACGUGGCGGUCUCUUCUUCUCUGUUUAUUGUCCAAAUCCUAUAAAACACGCCUUUCCAUUUUGGAGGACGAAAUAUUUGAGGUUGAUCAGCCUCGUGACUUUUUCUUGUAUUGUUAUUAUGGGGGCAUGAUUUGCGUAGGGCAAAAGAAGUUUAGCAAAGCCUUGGAGCUCCUACACAAUUUCUCUACCACUUUCCCGAAGUAUACUUCUUCUGCUGCUCAAAGGAAUCUUAAAAACUUAACUCAGCCUUAUCUGGAGUUGGUGAAUGUUUAUAGUACUGGAAAGGUUUCAGACAAGGACAAGUUUGCUAGUGACUAG
Messenger RNA from Striga hermonthica, 762 nucleotides. The record is from the annotation of a GenBank genome assembly. NCBI's taxonomy places the organism in Eukaryota, Viridiplantae, Streptophyta, Magnoliopsida, Lamiales, Orobanchaceae.